Scleropages formosus (Asian bonytongue) is the source of this 6918-nucleotide messenger RNA. RefSeq names its product disintegrin and metalloproteinase domain-containing protein 11-like. NCBI's taxonomy places the organism in Eukaryota, Metazoa, Chordata, Actinopteri, Osteoglossiformes, Osteoglossidae. The record is from RefSeq and is a predicted model, not a curated record. Bases 354 to 2930 code for a protein of 858 amino acids. Gene Ontology annotation, molecular function: metalloendopeptidase activity. The transcript has 26 exons. Gene Ontology annotation, biological process: proteolysis.
CACACACACACACACUACCGCCCCGCCCUCGCGCACCUCCGCAGGAGACCCUGUCCGUGCACAGAGCCGCCCCCCCCGAACUCGUUCAUUCGCUCGCUCGCACUCGCACUCACACACACACUCGCUGCCGCGUUCCGCAGUACGGCUCGAGCCCUUCCGCGUCGGAGAUCGACGGGGCGCGCGGAGCCGCGCGUGCACGUAUCUACACACACACACACACAGACGCGCGCGCGCGCCCAUCAGCAUCAUUGGUCCGCCGGUCGUCGUCGUCGUCGUCGUCGUCGUCCUCGUCAGGUGCUCCUCGGUGCUGCUCGCCCACCGCCGGACACUCUUGGCGUUACUAUGUGAACACGAUGCUGGCGCUGCGAUGCCUGCUGUUUGCUGCAGUGACAGGCUGGAGCGGCUCCCUGCUGCCGCUCCUGCGGGACGCGGCUCCCACGGCGGUCCCACGGCAUGUGUGCAGACCCCAGAGGCUCGUGCAGCAGAGCCACGCGCAGGAGGAGACUGUCCACGGGGAGCUGGACACCAGAGUGCGGAACCGCACGGAAGGGAGCCAGUCCCAGGCUGUCCAUUUGGCCCAGAGCUCUUUCCUGCUGGAGGCCUUUGGGAGCUCCUUCAUCCUGGACCUGCAGUUGAACCACGAUCUCCUGUCCUCGGACUACGUGGAGCGCCAUUUUGACGAGGACGGGAGGCCGGCGCAGACCGAGGGAGGAGAGCACUGCUACUACCAUGGGCAGCUGCGGGACGUUCCCGCCUCCUGGGCAGCUCUCUCCACAUGCCAUGGCCUGUACGGCAUGUUCUCGGAUGGGAAGUUCACCUAUGGAAUCGAGCCUGUUCUGCACGGCAGUGGUCAGGUUAGCCGCGAUGGGCCGGAGCAGAACCACCACGUGGUGUACCGGAUGCCCGCUCUGGAGCUGCCCCCCUUCUGUCCAGGCUGCACAGAGCACAGCAGCAAUGGCCAUUUGGAUGCUGGUUCUGACAGUGACGGUGAUGGAAGCUCUGAGAUGGAGCAGCCCACCUUCUCAGAGGGGCUGAGACGCUCAAAGAGACAAGUGCGUCGGGCACCCCCUACGGUCCAAACGGAAACAAAGUACAUUGAGCUGAUGGUGGUCAAUGACCAUGAUCUGUUCACUCAGCUCCGCAAGUCGACCACUCAGACCAAGAACUUUGCCAAGGCAGUGGUCAACAUGGCUGACGCGAUAUACAAGGAACAGCUCAACACCAGGAUAGUUCUGGUUGCCAUGGAAACCUGGUCAUCACAAAACAUGGUUUCUGUUGGCGACGACCCCCUCGUAACCCUGCGUGACUUCAUGAAAUACAGGAAAGAAAGCAUCAAAGAGCACAGCGAUGCGACACACCUUCUCUCAGGGCGCACUUUCCAGAGCAGCCGCAGCGGGACGGCCUACAUCGGAGGCGUCUGCUCCCUCGCCCGAGGAGGGGGCGUCAAUGAGUAUGGCAACGUGGGACCCAUGGCCAUCACCUUGUGUCAGAGCCUGGGCCAGAACAUCGGCAUGAUGUGGAACAAGGAUCGAGCAGCAGCAGGAGACUGCAGGUGUCCCGACCCCUGGCUGGGCUGCAUCAUGGAGGACACCGGGUACUACCUGCCACGCAAGUUCGCCCGCUGCAGCAUCGAUGAGUACGUGCGCUUCCUGCAGCAAGGGGGGGGCAGCUGUCUCUUCAACAAGCCCAGCAAGGUGAGUGCGGGGGCCGUGCGUUCGGGGAGCGGCAUCGUGCCGGGGCCACGAGCGCGCCUCGCCUACCGGCCCCGUUCGCACGUAGCCGACGCUCUCGUCCAGAGGGACCCCGCGCCGCGGAGUCCCGGCAAGAGCCCACCUCACACGGAGACUCGAGAAGCGGCUGAGCUCAACAUGUGUGUUCUUUUCUCCGUCCCCCCGUACGACGACGCUCAGCUGCUGGACCCCCCGGAAUGUGGCAACGGUUUCGCGGAAACGGGCGAGGAGUGCGACUGCGGCUCUCAGGUGGAGUGUUCGCGCAGCGGCGGCGCCUGCUGUAAGAAGUGCACUCUCACCCACGAUGCCAUGUGCAGCAAUGGGCUCUGCUGCCGCAGCUGCAAGUACGAGCAGAGGGGAGUGGUCUGCCGAGAAGCGGUCAAUGACUGCGACCUCCCAGAGACUUGCGCUGGAGACUCCAGCCAGUGUCCUCACAAUGUCCACAAACUGGAUGGAUACCUCUGUGAGAAUGGACAGGGUCGCUGUUAUGGGGGCCGCUGUAAGACCCGACACGGACAGUGCAGGGAGCUCUGGGGCCACGACGCCGCGGACCGAUUGUGCUACGAGAAGCUCAACACGGAAGGGACGGAGAAAGGCAACUGCGGGCGAGACGCCGCCGGCCAGAGCUGGGUCCCGUGCAGCAAGCAGGACGUGCUUUGCGGCUUCCUGCUGUGCCUCAACAUGACGGCGAGACCGAAGUUCGGGGAGCUGCAGGGCGACGUCACCAGCCACACCAUGUACCACCAGAGCAAGUAUCUGGAUUGCCGCGGGGGCCACGCCGUGCUGGAGGACGGCUCGGACCUGGGCUACGUGGAAGACGGCACGCCGUGCGGACCCAACAUGAUGUGCCUGGAGCGCCGCUGCCUCCCCCUGAGCGCCUUCAACCUGAGCUCGUGCCCCGGCUCCUCGGGCCCCUCGGGCCCCUCGGGCUCCGGCUCCCGCACCUGCUCCUAUCAUGGGACCUGCAGCAAUGAGGUGAAGUGUAUCUGUGAGCGAGACUACACAGGGAAAGACUGCAGCGUCUAUGACCCCAUCCCAGAGCCCAAACCCCCGGAAGCUCCUGAAAAAUACAAGGGUCCCAGUGGCACCAAUAUCAUAAUAGGGUCCAUCGCAGGUGCAAUUCUCCUGGCAGCUAUAGUCCUAGGGGGGACAGGAUGGGGAUUUAAAAACAUCCGGAGAGGAAGAUCCGGCGGAGGAUAAGUGUGUCCGCCGCUCUCUCUUCCUUGCACUGUGUCCUUUUCAAUGAAGAGAAAAGGAUAAGAACGUCUUCCACUCAUUCCUACGCUGCAGCUCCUCAAACCUCCUGCACCCCUUUGCUCUCUCUCCAGCCCCCCCCCGCCCCCCCUUCCCUCACGGGCCCGGCACGUGGUCCACCGACAUGCAUUCCAGCCAGACGCGACUGCCAGCCGUCCCUUCCGUCCAGGUGCCACGCGCCUCCCUCCGGGAGCUCUGGGAACAAACUGUUAGUAGAAGCCAACGGCGGCCUUCCACUGGUGACGAUCCGGGGCUUUGUUUCCGCGAUCCCCUCUUCCUCGUGGACCAGACGAAGGAGAGCUACGGUCCCCUUCCCAGCAGCUCAACCCAAGCGGCUCUAUAGCCACCGUCACGCAGGGCUCGCUCCCCGAGACAGCGAUGACGGAUGCGCCGUCGCACCUUCUUGAUGGUGCAUUCGAAACCUGCCAGUUUAGAUUUUUUUUCAAUCCUGUGGAGAUGCCUUCAUCAGUGGGAGGAGCGAAGGCUGUUUGAGUGAAGGGAUGACCGAGCGUAGAAAACUCCCGCCUGAUCUCAGUGUCAGCAGACCGCGGUCCCCACGAUGAUCCCCGUGAUGCUCUGAGCCACAGGCUGCCGCUCCAGGUUCGGCUACACGGACAGCGUCGGUGAGAAGAACGUGGCGUUUGCUCAUUUCCAUUGUUAAAGAUCCAUUUUUUGUCUUUAGCGACAGAAUCCCGGCUCCCGUCCGCUUCACUUCGUUGCUUGAUCGGUUCGUCUAUUCGUACCUCGUGUCAAACUUCUGCUCAAGCCUCAAUUCCUUCCAGUCACGUUCGGACGCCCCUAAGGCCCUCGCUGUGAUUCUUGUGCUAAGCAAAGGUGCCCCUGCUGACCGUUUCCUCUUUACUCGCUCGCGUCGCGUGACGUUGGACCCGAACCCAAAUGCGAAUGAGUUCGCAGAGUGGCUCCGGUGGCUACCCAGAGUAAGGUGAAAGGAGCCUCUUUGGUGUAUUUUGUACCGUAGGUCUCGAUGUUUCUGGCAAACAUUCCACACCGUUUCCGCGAGUUCAUUGUAAACAUGCAGCUUUUCAAACUCUACGCUGCAGUGACGUCACACACUGCAGCCAUAGCGUGUGCGUAGAUAUGCGAGUGUGUGCUUUGCAUGCGUGUUAUUGUUCGUUUACACUUACACACAGCUCGGAUAAGCGAUACAGCAUAUACAGUUUGCAUAUGAGUAUGCAAAAUAUUUUAUUCAGAUGCGGUGGUGGCAUUAUGCGUACAUCCGUGCAUGUGUGUGUUUCAUAUAUUGUGCUUCACAGGGAUUUGCUUGCUUUUAAAGAGCUGGCGGGCUGCUCAGCGGCUCCAGGUAUUACAGAGUGCACGUGUUCGGCCGGAGCCCCUCCUGCACCGGCACGACCGCAUCCCCACACGGUCUCCGUUUGUUUUGCAUCAUCCAUAACUGCGUUGGCUGUAAAUGUACAUCGGUAACUGCUGAAAGGAAAUAUUAAGAAACCUGAUGAGCUUUGCAGCAGGAGCUGCUCUCCGGUUCACCACAUAGUCGAGAGUUGGCGCCGCGCAGGUGUGUGCGGAUUCGCACGCGGUCUACGGCAGGAGACAGCGAGGACCAGUUUUACCGCGGUAUGCUGCUGUUGCUUAGUGAAAUGUACCUCUAAAAUUAGGCAGCCUGCUGCGUUGCCUGUGGGUUGGGGUUCGAUCCAAAGCACAUGUCCAGAGAGGAAUAGAGCAAAGAAGUUCCCCACUUUUCUCAGGUCAGGUCUGAGCAUCGCUGCAUUUCACUGGGUUCUGAGACCCGGGAGCUUUAAUGAGACGUUGACAGUUUAUCCGUACUGGUGGUCGGCAGCGGGACGCGUCUCCCUGUCUCGCCGUCCCUCGGGGAAAUCUGCCGUCAGCCUGCGGUACCACACGGCGCAGUCGACAAAAAGACGAAUGUUGAAUCCAUUUGACUUCAUCAAACCGGUGCCUCCAUUCUGCGUCCGUGUGAAAAACAUUCAUACCACGUUGUAAACUAUGCUCACAGCUUUCGCUGGCAAACUGUCAUCACGACGCUCUUACGUACACGUUCUCGACGCCGUAGUUACAUCUGAACCAAACAGUCCGUCGUAGAACCACGCCAUGUAAACUUGACUUGUUCAUUUCUGUUGGAAAUUCAAGCCCAGGGACCAACGCUGCUGUCACGCUGCUGUCCGACCACACGGUCAAUUUACGGUUUGAUCUCACCGGUUUCUUCUAUUCGUGGCUAAGGCAGUGCAUCCGGACCUCGGGUUCUAGGAAACCCCGCUCUUUCCCAUUAGUGCACCUGCCAUACCUGACAACAGGUGGGAGUUACGGUGUCGUUUGACUGCUGGGAUUUUAGCAGUGCUGAAAAAGUCACAUUCAGCUGGAAGGAGUGAGAGCAAAGAGACCGAAGCGUCUUGGAGAGAAGAAGAGCUGAUCUGCGUGUGCUUACAUGACAUGCGUUUGGUGCGCAGCACUGCCGCAGCUGGGGGAGCACAUCCUUGCCGUUGGGAUCCCACGUCCGUGUGUGCGUGUGUGUGUGUGUGAGUGUGAGUGUGAGUGUGUGCCCACCUUCCGCCCCUCUGCCACUUCCUGGGGCUGCACUCAGAAGGGCUCUUCGCCGAAUCCAGCGAAGCUUUCUUCCCAGCCGUUUAGCCCUUUCACCGAAUGAUUUUGGUGCUGUCAAUUUCCAAAUGUCGAUUGUUUUAACAGCGAUUGUUAACGUGAUCAUAACUUCGAAGUCCUUUGUGGAAUUGUGUGAACACCUGCAGUUUUUGGUGGCCUUGGCUGCUGGUGGUUGGUUUCCUGUGCUAGAAGGCAAUCGCUAGAAACGCGACGAGGGAAGGAGCGCCGAAGGCCGAAUGGAGCCUUUUCUUGUGUCACUUUUCUUGUACCACUGCCACCCGACUGCCCGUUCUCUCGAACCAUCAGGAUGACACCGUAAAAACACAAGAUCGCUUCGCUCCAGUUACGUACGUCUUUCAGCCAAAGUAAUAAACCUGUGUUUUGUGGCAGUUCUGUAUCUUUUGGGCAGGAUCGGAAUUUGGAAAAUUCAAAAUGAAACUCUCAAGGUGAAGUAAUCGCAAAAGCGGACCCAGGUUAGGAUACGGGCCUCCAGGAACUCAGGUACGACCGGCGUCUCUGCAGCGGGCCUCUACGUCGUAUGAAGUCUCCGCGCCGCAGAUCCGAUUUGCACAAUACAGAAACCGACGGAAAAAGGCCAUGAUGAACAAGUUGCACAUUAUCUAUGACUAACGUGAGGUUAUGAGGUUAGUCUAAGAUGAAAUUUAAACCCUGUCCAGAACCCAGCACAGGUAUAUAGCGAUAGCCAUCCUUCUGCAAUCUCCUCUCUGUUGACAAAGUGCUGUUGGGAAAGAGCAACAUGUUAAAGGAGCACAAAACAGUUUUGUUUUUUUGUAAAAGUGUACAGUCUUUGGUGUGUUAACUGUAUAUAUCAGGACUCGUGUGUCUCCCUGUGAACAUAUAAGACAUGUAUAAUAUAUGUAACAUGAAUAUAGUCUAACAAGUAUACACCGAGAGAUUGUAUGAGCUGUCAAUAUGUGGACUAUUUAGAAAAAAAUAUAUUCCCGUCAUACUCAGAUCGAAAAAUUCCGCAUUGUAUAUUUGUUGUAAGCUUGCAGUCUCCUUGCAAGACGGUUCUUUGUAAAUAUGGUUAAUAUGAGUUUUGAUUAUGAAUUUAUGUUCAUGGAUGACUGUUUUGGAAGAUUCCAGCACUAACCAGAGAGUGACCGCGUGCUGUUACUUCAGCAGAGUUGAGUUUUCCUUCUUCCACAAAUACAUUAUUGCUCUACUGUGUUCCUUGGUUCAACUGCCUUGGUGCCACCCAAACCAAGGGCACUAUGGAUUUGAUUUUUUUAAUCUAAAGAAUAUAAGAAAAAUGCCUUUCUUGAGCAGCCAACUUCUUAUUUUUAUGGUUUCUUUUUAAAUAAAGGGCAUUUGCUAU